AUGUUUUGCCCACAAACUUUUGUUUCAUUUGGACAAAUUUGGACAUAUCACGUUGCAAUAUUAAGAUCUGAAUCUGAAGGCCUGUCCAAGUGCCUGGACUGCUCGAGGGCCUGCCUGACGGUCAGGUUUGCUCCUAAAGCACCCACUCUCAAAACGCCGAAGCCCCCAGCUGUGAAAAGUGUCCUCUGCAUUUCUCUGAUUCAGGGGCACCGUGUUCUUAACGAGAUGAAAAUUUUGAUUUUGGGCGCCAUUGCCGUGAAAGCUUUUGGAAGCCUCAUGUUUGUCUUUGCCAGCUCUCUUGGAGCUUCAUUAUUGGAGCAUGGAUGGAAGGAGGGGACUAGACUUGGUGUUGAUAACCAGCUCCGUUCUCUCUGCUUCUUAAAUGUUCUACUCAAUUCUUUUAACUUACAGAGCCACAACCAGCUCCGCCGCCAUCUUCCACCUGCAAGUCGUUGCCGUUUUCUUCCGCCGCCGUCGUCCACCUACAAGUCGUCGUCGUUUUCUUCCGCCGCAGCCGCCCCCUACAUUUUUCGAUUCCGCCCCUCACUCUCGUCACGAGUCGCCUCUUCAGGGGGACUGUCACCAGUUUUCAGAGGUCGAGACGGCAUCUCUUCCACCACCACGCGCCGUCGGUUUUGUCCCUCUCUGUGGUGGUUCGCCUCAAUUUCGCCGGCGAAUGAGGCAACGAGGGCAGCGUUUUGGUUUCAACCAACACCUGUCGCUCUGCUCGUCUCCCUUGAACAACUCCGACCGACGCCGCGAACUCGCAGUGAUUCCGGCGGCUGGGGCAGUGCGGCCGGGCGGAGAUCUGCACCGGUGACGAAAUUGCACGGCUAG
Striga asiatica is the source of this 837-nucleotide messenger RNA. The record is from the annotation of a GenBank genome assembly. NCBI's taxonomy places the organism in Eukaryota, Viridiplantae, Streptophyta, Magnoliopsida, Lamiales, Orobanchaceae.